AUGUCUGCCAUAACAUCCGACCAUACCCUCGUCCUGGUUUCUGGCGCGAAUCAAGGCCUUGGGUACGAGACAGUCAAGAAGCUAGCAGCCGAACAGGCGAAUUACCAUAUCCUCCUUGGCUCCCGCAGCUUCGAGAGGGGCAAGCAAGCCGCCAGCGGCAUUACCCACCUGGCCCAGGGCACAUCCGUCGAACCCAUAGAGCUCGACAUGGACAGUGACGACUCCAUCGCCAAAGCCGCCAAAUACGUGUCGGAAAAGUACGGACGUCUCGACGUCCUCUUCAACAACGCCGGCAUCAGCAACGUCCAAGGCGCGACCACGCGUGAGAACUUCAACCGCGUGCUCGCCACCAACGUCACGGGAUAUGCCUGCACGACUGAAGCAUUCAUCCCUUUGCUGCGAAAGGCUGAAAUCCCUCGUCUGGUCUUCAUGUCGUCCGGCCUAGGGUCGAUCACCUGUAUUUUGGAUCCCAAAUGGCCAUUCUACGGGCUCGGAGAUGCCCUUGAAAACAAGCCAUACAUUGUAUCAAAGACUGCUGACAAUAUGCUCGGUGCGCUGUACGCUGUUCAGCUCGGCAAGGAGGGGUUCAAGGUCAAUAUGAUUGAUCCGGGAUUCAGGGCUACCAAUCUGAAUGGAUAUGCGAGUAUGGCGGGCAAUCCCAGCGACGGGGCGAUACAAGCGUGCAAGUUGAUUACCGACACUGAUAAGAAUGGGCUGCAUGCGACCUUUACGUCCAUGGACAUGACAUAUCCGUGGUGA
Molecule: messenger RNA, 759 nt
Organism: Cladophialophora yegresii CBS 114405
Lineage: Eukaryota; Fungi; Ascomycota; Eurotiomycetes; Chaetothyriales; Herpotrichiellaceae
Exons: 1
Coding region: 1-759 (252 amino acids)
Source: RefSeq, a predicted model, not a curated record